UCCGCUGAAAUAAUCUCCUCACAACCUGAAAAUUGCAUAGGGACAAUUAAGAAGCUACUGCACUUCACACUGCACCUCUCCGGCGUCCAUCUUUCUCCCGUUUUAUUAAAAUAAAUAUCUGAUCCGAAUCGAAGUGGGCGCACGGCGAUGGCUGCAUGGAUGGCGAAUUCCCAGGCCCGUUUUGGUCUUUGGCAGGCAUUCCUGUGCAGCUGUGUAAUACUGCAGCAGCAGCUGUCCUUGUCGGCGGGAUGUCCGUCGAGCCCACCACAACCGCAGAGGUCGCUGUCGUUCGACGCGGAGCAGCGCAAGGCGGGCCCUGACCUGAACGACAUGCUGGCGGAGGCGUGGCUGAAGAACCGCCAGGAUGACCGCAUCACCCUGACGCAGCUGGCCCCGAGCGAUACCGUGACGGACAGCCUGGUGUACCGGCCGCGGCUCGGGGAGAACGUGAGCUUCCCGUGCGAAGUGCCGGCCGGGAGCGAUGUGCGGAAUAUGGCCUGGCUGCAUCAGGACCGCACCGUCUUCGAAGCGGGACGACCGUUGGCAGUGCCGGCGGACGACUUGACGGGACGGUUGUAUCGCUUUCUCCAGCUCAACAACACCCUCCUCUUUCAAGUCCUCAACGUCAGCCUGGCCUCCAGCGGCUCCGUGCAGUGCGUCGCCCUCCCGUCGGCCCCGGCCGCCUACGCGCCCCGCCCCCGCGUCCUGCAGCGCUAUAUGCUGCUGCCGUUGAUCACGCGCCGCAGCGACAUCUUCGCCCCGACCGACCCCACCCACCUGACGGCCAUCGAAGGCGAUCCGCUCGACGUGCCGUGUGAUGUCCGUCUGCCCCUCCCGGAAGGCCUCCUACUGAACGCGCGCAACCACGUCAUCUGGCGCCACAACGGCCGCGUCGUCUUAGGCCCCUCGGAGGCGCCGUACGGGGCCAUCAUGCCAACCAGCGGCCUGAUGCCAGACCUCGAGGAUACCGCCUCGUCCAUGGCUAACUCAACCGACACGCCGUUCAUCAACCGACCCGGACGCUUGAUCCCCGGUAGGUCACGCUUUGAAGCCAUCGCAGUGACCGAUGCCGGACACAUACAGUGCAUGUUCCGGCCACACCAGGGCCUUCACGAGUGGAUAGUCCACACGACGACGCUGAGGGUGUUGGCCAAGAACUAAUGCUUGAAGAAUCAACCCCGCAUAUGCAUGUCUAAUCGCCAGAUAAUCAUACAUUUGCCAGUGUCCCGUAGAUAUAUGGAUUCGCUUCAUUUGUACUGGAAACUUCGUAAAUCGUCAGUUGUUAUGUUUUCUACAUCCUAACAACUUGUUAUCGUGGCCUGCUAAACUGCUGAUAUUAUGUUAAACAAGAAUGCGCGAGUUAGCGAUCGUACAAUGAAUACGUAUAAUGUAUAUAUAUACGA
Molecule: messenger RNA, 1403 nt
Organism: Paramacrobiotus metropolitanus
Lineage: Eukaryota; Metazoa; Tardigrada; Eutardigrada; Parachela; Macrobiotidae
Exons: 3
Coding region: 148-1161 (337 amino acids)
Source: RefSeq, a predicted model, not a curated record